CUCACUGCUGUGACUGCUAGACAAUGAUAACACCUAAAUGUCAGCUGUUGUCAAAUUUUGUUGACUAAAGAAAAGGAGUAGUUACAUCAGCUCAUGACUGCAUUUUUUAAAUUAUAUACCUAUUGACGAUGUUAGGAUAUACUAAAUUUACAAGUGCUAUAAACAAACGAUAGUUGAACUGACUUCAUAAUCAAAACUUCACAAUAUGUAUUUCUCCAAAGCAGCCAUAUCACUUGUUUGUGUGCUUUUAAUUCUGUCUGUAUUUAUGGCUAAUUUAUUAAAUAUAAUUGCAAUAGACAAUUUUUAUGCAGAAAGUAGUAAUAUAGGUGAAAAUUACACAAAGUAUUUAGGCAAAAAAUAUGGACAAAUGACUGAUUCCACCAAAAACCUUUUGUGGUUUUUGCAGAUAUCCGACAUACACAUCAGUAUAUUCCGUGACCCAGCAAGAAUUGCUCAUUUUCAACAAUUUACUGAUAUAACUGUUAAAUCUAUAAAGCCCCUUAUUGUGUUAGCAACUGGAGAUCUCACAGAUGCCAAAGCUAAAGACAAUUUGGGUAGUUCACAAGUCAAAAAGGAAUGGGUGUACUAUCAUAACAUUAUAAAGGAGUCUGGUGUUACUGAAUAUACAACGUGGCUUGAUAUUAGAGGAAAUCAUGAUAACUUCAAUAUCAGGACAAUUAAUUCCCAGGAGAAUUAUUUUAGAAACUUUUCCAUACAAGGGACAACUCAUUCUAAAUCAUAUGCCCAUAUAGUUGAGCAUAAUGGAGUAAAUGUGGCAUUUCUAGGAAUGGAUGCCUGCCCUGAUCCUGGUUUAAGACGACCCUUUAAUUUCAUAGGUAUUUUAGAUGUACAAGAACAACAGAAUUUGGAAAAAUUAAAAAAUGAAGCAGACCAAAAAGCUGAUCAUUUAGUUUGGUUUGGUCAUUAUCCUACAUCAUGUAUAUUGUCCUUAGAAAGGGAUUCCCAAAGAAUGAGUGUGAGAGAACUUAUUGGUAGUGCUGGUGGCUCUCAAGUAUAUGUUUGUGGACACUUGCAUUCAAUGGGGGGAUUAGUUAAACAAAUGUAUACAAAACACAAGAAAGGUUAUUUAGAACUUGAAUUAGGAGACUGGAAAGACAAUAGAAUGUUUCGUUUAGCUGCAAUUGAUCAUGGAUUAUUUUCAUUCAUUGAUCAAAAGCAUAACUCUUGGCCUAUAAUACUAGUGACAAAUCCAAAACAUGCUCGAUAUGUUUUACCGGGACGUGAACCUCUUCAGUUGAUACCAGAAUCAACCCAUAUAAGAAUAUUAGUGUUUAGUGAUGUCAAAAUAGAAAGUGUAAAAAUUUCUUUUGAUAAAAUUAGUUGGAUGCUCUGUAAGAAGAAAGAUGGUCCAUUAUAUGUUUGUCGUUGGUUGCCACAUUUGUUUGCAACUGGUUUACAUAAGUUAUAUGUUGAAGCAAUUGAUGAAAUGGGUAAAAAUAAUACUUUAGAACAUCCAUUUUCUUUGGAUGGUACUGUAAUGCCAUUUGGAAUAACAUCGAGAUUAAUGCUAAUGUUGGAUGCUGGUGCAGUGUUUCAGGCCGUAUUUGGGACAUUACUUAUAAUAAACGUACUGCCGCUAGUGAUUUUAAGGCUUCAAAAACGACCGCCAAAAUAUAUGAGAAGAUAUGGUCAGAAAAUACUGCGGAGCCUUUGGUUAUUAAGCAAAAUUGACAGAAUAUUUUACCCUAUAGUUUUAUAUGCUAUUUAUUUGCCUUUAGGACCUUGGGUAAUUGGAGAACUUAUUGAUGGAUAUAUAGGAACUAUAUUUGCAUGGGGGAUUUUAAUAAAAGGAACAUAUCUACCCGAACCAUUUACUUACACAUAUGGAAGUGUACAAUUACUGUUCGUACAGCUACCACUUAUUCUUGUACUAGCUCAUUGCUUGGAUACUAGAUUGUUUGCCCAAAAUUUAAGAGGAUAUAAACGCCUAAUAAAGAAUAUGCCAUUCAUUUUUCUGUUAUCUAUUCAGCUAUUAUUAGCGUAUUUUUUUUGGCUAGAAUAUGGCACAAUUUCGUUUUUAUUCGGGCCUUUAAGAACUUGGAGUGUCGUUUUAAGCACUUUGCUAUGGUACAAAACGUUAACGUUACCGCCCGAUUAUUGCAGGUAUUUGAUCAAGUUAAACGAUUUGCCAUCAUAAUCGUGCGUUAUUUUAAGAUAUUUCGUAUUUAAUCAGAUGCGAAGAUGUAUUUCACAGCACAUUCAAUUGUAUUAAUAUAUAGUCCCUUUUCCUUCUACGGACUUCUUUCGAUCGAGGUUCGCCUCUGCACGUUCAGAAAAUAUGUAUUUCUUACUUUAUUUAGCAUGUCCUAUUUGAGCUUAGGAUACUUAUUAUAUUUUAUUUUCUGCCACAAUUUACAAGUGGGUUAAUUGCAAAGUACAUAAUAAUAUUUUAUUAACUGUACAGUAUAAUACUAGUAAAAUCGAGUUUUUAGCAGUCAAGAAGUAUUUUGCCACAAUCUAUUUAUUAUAAUGUAAUUCUUAACAAAAAUAGUCAAUUGUUUAGUUUGUAUAAAAUAUAAGUAUUUAUUGUACCAAAGACUUCGAUAUGAACAAAUUCAGCACCGUAACUAGGGGUUGCAGUAGUAAUAGUUGUUGUCCUCGGGGCGACGUUCUGAUUUUGUGUCCUUGGAAAAUAGAAUUUGAUUGCCAUUUCAGCAAAGAAUUUAUUCAACACAUGUUAAUAAAAUGUUUUGAAUUACAUUGUAAUUUAUAAAAAAAAAUAAUAAAAUUAUGAGACGAUUCUUGACACUGUUUACAAUUCUCUGACAUCAAUCUGUUUGUGUGAUGUUUAGGACAAAUUUAUUGCCCAGUCGAAAAGUUACGGAGAGCACUUGAUUAAAUGUCUCUUUAAUAUUAAUAACGAAUUGAGAUAUGUGUAUUUAGGUGAUUCCGAGCGCCUCUACGGGGGUAUGGGCUUUCCGUUGUCGUUUUCAGGUCCUAGUUGCGGUGCUGAACAAAUUAAGCAUUCCAAACUUAAAUGUUUUGGUUAUUUAAAAAUUUGUUCCUAUAAAGUAUUAAAUAUUGUGAUAAUGUGGCAUGAUUAUAAUUUUACGCAACUAUUAUUUAUAUUUUGUAAUAUUUUAUGUAAGAGAGACAAUGUAAUUGUUUUUAAAUACUGCGACGAAGUUGUUCUUAACAUAUUAAUAAAAUGCGGUUUUUUUAAUUAAAAACUUAUUACGA
This is a messenger RNA of Vanessa tameamea, 3201 nucleotides long. RefSeq names its product transmembrane protein 62-like. Gene Ontology annotation, molecular function: hydrolase activity. Bases 206 to 2158 code for a protein of 650 amino acids. Lineage: Eukaryota; Metazoa; Arthropoda; Insecta; Lepidoptera; Nymphalidae. The record is from RefSeq and is a predicted model, not a curated record. The transcript has 5 exons.